AUGGCGGCCGAACCUACGCCGCACCCUCAGCACGAUCCCACGACAGAGGAAGACGCAUUGGGUAGUGACAUUGAUGCCGAGCACGAAGACGAUCCUAUGCUAUCAGAGCAGACGGCUGAGCAGUCAGAUAGCGCAAACAACCAACAAGACGACUUGGAGGGCUCUGACGCUGACGCAGAAGGCGAAGAAAUCGAUGAUGAUGAGGGAGAAGCUGUCGGGGCUGUGAAGCUGCCAGCGGGAGAAGAAACGUCGGAAGAGGAAGACCAAGAAGACGAAGAAGAGGCGGUUGCGUCAGAUGAAGACGAAAGCGAGAGUGGAGGAGAGUCGAACAAUGAAUCAGACUCAAGCGACGGCGAGUCAGAUGCUGGACGCGAGUGGGAAGGAAGCGAGGGCGCCGAUGGAUCAACUGCCGGCGAGGUCGCUGAUAAUAAUAACUGCAUGUCAGUAGGCUCAUUGCCCCAGCUUCGGUUCAAUCAAAAAGUGCUGAUCCAAAGAAACAGCUUCUGUGGAGCGGACGAGGAACAUGAUCCAAGCGACGAGUAUGAAGAGUACCUUGCAUGUGUGGUGUGCGGGGAUAAUGCCCAUGGACAGUGUGCUCGAAAUGCCGAUGCGCUCGAGUCAGACGAAGGUUGUGUUCAAGAUGGUGCGCAGCCUGAUAGCGGCAAGGACACGACCAUACGUCGUCGAUCUUUGGCAUCCAACAUUGCCAGAGACCUACUUCCCGCGCAGCGCGGAAUUCUGAAACCAGACUCUCAUUCCAUGUUCAAUAAACUUAUAGUCGAUGACGAUCCUCUCGAUGGCUCCCGCUUAUUGCGCAAGCGAAAGGCUUCAUCAAAUGAAUUGGAAGAGCCGGCCCUCGGCAGCAGGAAACGAUUGAGGAGGCGAUCCGAUGACAACUUCAGCGCUGGAGAUUCCGCUGUAUCUGGAGACGAGGCGUCUAAAAGCAUCGCCAUUGCACCCACACCUGGGUUGAAUGACGAAGCCACUCCGAUGGACUCCAUGUCACCGAGUAUAGCUUCAUCCAGGCCAAGACGAUCGAGGAACUUGAAAAAAGCGAGCGUUACAAUUGUCAAAAACACAAGAUCAAGCAUUGAGGUUGCCUUCCGUGUCGAUCCUUUGAAACUUUCGAGAAUAUUAGAGUCGCGACGCAGAAAAAAGAAACGACGUGUGGUGGAACGGCCAGCUGCCCCCGUCGAACCUCAAUAUCCACCUUUACUCGCAACAAAUUACAUAACCCCUUUUUACGCUUUUCAUGACCGGGAAAAUGACGAACUGAAAUCGAAACCAUAUGGCGGUAUUUUGUCAGAAGCCGAAGCUGACACUUCAAAAACGUUACCGCAAGCGACGGAUCGUGCUCGUUUUGAAGAUGCAAGGCAAAAGGCAGAAGAAGAAUGGAAGGUCAAAGUCGAAAAUGCACAAGGCGAGCCUGAAGGCCGAGCAUCGCAGAAAGUAUCUGGUCCGCCAAGCAAGAUAAAGUGUAUCAACUUUGGUGGAUAUGAAAUCGAUACGUGGUAUGCGGCUCCCUAUCCUGAAGAGUAUAGUCGCAAUCGGGUUCUAUACAUAUGCGAAUUCUGCUUAAAAUAUAUGAACUCGGACUACGUGGCUUGGCGACACAAGCAUCCACCAGGUGACGAAAUCUAUCGCGACGGUUCAAUAUCUGUGUUUGAAGUCGACGGUCGAAAGAAUCCUGUCUACUGCCAAAAUCUCUGCCUGUUGGCGAAGCUUUUCCUUGGCUCAAAAACCUUGUAUUACGAUGUUGAGCCGUUUCUAUUCUACGUAAUGACCGAGUAUGACGAAUUCGGCUGCCAUUUUGUCGGAUACUUCUCCAAAGAGAAGCGCCCUAGUUCACUGAAUAACGUCUCAUGUAUCCUAACUCUGCCAAUACAUCAGCGCAAGGGCUACGGUAACCUUCUUAUCGACUUUUCUUACCUUCUCACUCGGGUAGAAAAGAAAACAGGGUCGCCCGAAAAACCGUUGUCCGACAUGGGUCUUGUGUCAUACCGCAACUAUUGGAGACUGAUACUCUCCUAUGAAUUGCUAAAUCAGCGAGAAGCGCUGAGUAUUUACGACAUAUCUGAGCGGACUGGAAUGACAGCCGAUGAUAUUGUUUCGGCUCUUGAAGGUUUAAGAGCACUGGUAAGGGAUCCAGUGACGAAGACUUAUGCUAUGCGACUGGACCUCCCCUACCUUCGACAAUGCAUUGACAAUUGGGAGGCGAAAAAUUACGUGAAAUUGAAUCCCAAGGCACUAGUAUGGACACCCUAUGUCAUGGGUCGCAGCAACCUGGCCCAUUACGAAUCCGCUCCUCUGGCAACUGUAGCGCCACGAGAAGGUGAGGAAGAGGAAGAAGUAGCACCAGAAGAGAUAUCCCAAAUUGGUCAAACGAGCGCCAAUGGUACUGUCAAAGAGGAGAGCUUCGGAGGAUCAAUCAACGGUACGACCAACGGCACAACUCCGGCUGAGGAGAAGACGAGUGCAGAUAUCAGCAAUACUCUCACUCCAAAGACAGAUGACGUUGCGGGGCAAUUGAACGACACUGCGGGUCCUCCUGCCACGGUACCAGAACAUGCAUCAAUACCGACGGAUCCCAGUCGAACAGAAACUGAAGAAUCAAAGCCUAUAACAAACGGUAUCCAAAUCCCCGCCAUUCCUCCUUCUCGCUACGAGAUCUUCCCUCCGAUUCCUGGAUCUGCACGGCGCCGUCCUCACCGUCCCGCGCCUCGCAGUGUCCCUCGCACGGCUAGCACUCCCAUUCGAAGGGGCAGCCGCAACCCGGAGACGCCAAUUCCCGCGUCCAUCUACACAAUGCGUACACGCAGUAGGCUGGCUGAUGUUGUGAAUGGCGCUAGUGAAGGCGACGGUGAAUCUAUCAAAGAGAAUGAGGAUGAAAGUCAUGAGAAAGCAGUCGAUGAGCAGCUGCCAGCUAUCCCUCUUAUAAAUGGAGGUCAUGAUCUCUCGAAUCAGGCAGACAAUCCAACAAUCGCUGCAGCCCCGGAAAUAGCAGCCGUAGCUGACAAUGAGCCCAAUGUGGAUGCUGAGGGCGAGCUUGAUCGGGACGCUGACGCAGAAGGCGAUAUCGAGAUGACAGGUUGA
This is a messenger RNA of Xylona heveae TC161, 3093 nucleotides long. RefSeq lists its product as hypothetical. Gene Ontology annotation, molecular function: histone acetyltransferase activity. NCBI's taxonomy places the organism in Eukaryota, Fungi, Ascomycota, Xylonomycetes, Xylonales, Xylonaceae. The transcript has 4 exons. The record is from RefSeq and is a predicted model, not a curated record. Gene Ontology annotation, biological process: regulation of DNA-templated transcription. Bases 1 to 3093 code for a protein of 1030 amino acids.